Molecule: messenger RNA, 1149 nt
Organism: Arvicola amphibius (Eurasian water vole)
Lineage: Eukaryota; Metazoa; Chordata; Mammalia; Rodentia; Cricetidae
Gene: Neurod2
Product: neuronal differentiation 2
Exons: 1
Coding region: 1-1149 (382 amino acids)
Biological process (GO): regulation of DNA-templated transcription; nervous system development
Molecular function (GO): protein dimerization activity
Source: RefSeq, a predicted model, not a curated record
AUGCUGACCCGCCUGUUCAGCGAGCCCGGCCUCCUCUCGGACGUGCCCAAGUUCGCCAGCUGGGGCGACGGCGACGACGACGAGCCGAGAAGCGACAAGGGCGACGCGCCACCGCAGCCACCGCCUGCUCCCGGGUCGGGGGCUCCAGGACCCGCCCGGGCCGCCAAGCCAGUGUCCCUUCGUGGAGAAGACGUCCCCGAAGCCACGUUGGCUGAGGUCAAGGAGGAAGGCGAGCUGGGUGGUGAGGAGGAGGAGGAAGAGGAGGAGGAGGAAGGGCUGGACGAGGCUGAAGGCGAACGGCCCAAGAAGCGCGGGCCGAAGAAACGCAAGAUGACCAAGGCGCGUCUGGAGCGCUCCAAGCUGCGGCGACAGAAGGCCAACGCGCGGGAACGCAACCGCAUGCACGACCUGAACGCAGCGCUGGACAACCUGCGCAAGGUGGUGCCCUGCUACUCCAAGACGCAGAAGCUGUCCAAGAUCGAGACGCUGCGCCUGGCCAAGAACUACAUCUGGGCUCUCUCGGAGAUCUUGCGCUCCGGAAAGCGACCGGAUCUGGUGUCCUACGUGCAGACUCUGUGCAAGGGGCUGUCGCAACCCACCACAAAUCUGGUGGCUGGCUGCCUGCAGCUCAACUCUCGUAACUUCCUCACAGAGCAGGGCGCGGACGGCGCUGGCCGCUUUCACGGCUCGGGUGGUCCGUUCGCCAUGCACCCGUACCCGUACCCGUGCUCUCGCCUGGCGGGUGCACAGUGCCAGGCGGCCGGCGGCCUGGGCGGAGGCGCGGCGCACGCCCUGCGGACCCACGGCUACUGCGCCGCCUACGAGACGCUGUACGCGGCGGCGGGUGGCGGCGGUGCCAGCCCGGACUACAACAGUUCCGAGUACGAGGGCCCGCUCAGUCCCCCGCUCUGUCUCAACGGCAACUUCUCCCUCAAGCAGGACUCGUCUCCCGAUCAUGAGAAGAGCUACCACUACUCUAUGCACUACUCGGCGCUGCCCGGCUCGCGGCCCGCGGGCCACGGGCUGGUCUUUGGCUCGUCGGCCGUGCGCGGGGGCGUGCACUCCGAGAAUCUCUUGUCUUACGAUAUGCACCUUCACCACGACCGGGGCCCCAUGUACGAGGAGCUCAACGCGUUUUUCCAUAACUGA